CCAUGUGUUACAACACGACCAUGAGCAAGAGGGCCAAAGGCUUGUGGAAAGGGAUCCGCACAAACUCCUCAAACGAGCCUGGAGAAAACAGUCCGCUGCUCAAGAGUGGCGGCGGUGACGAAGGCAGAGACGACGUAGAAGAGGGGAAACAGGCCUUUGCCGACGAAGACGACAUUUCAGACCUGUCGCUGUCCGCCUGGCCCAAGGACUGCGGCCGCUGGGAGCGCGCCUGGUGGGUCCUCAUCUGGCCCAUCUCCCUCGUGCUGUACCUCACCGUGCCCGACUGCCGCGUGGAGCGCUGGAAGAGCUGGUACCCCGUCACCUUCCUCACGUGCAUCGUGUGGAUCGCGCUCACGUCCUACGUGGUGGCCUGGAUGAUCACCGCCAUAGGUGACACGCUGCAGAUCCCGGACUCGGUCAUGGGGCUGACGUUCCUGGCGGCCGGCAUGAGCGUGCCCGAGGCCGUGUCCAGCGUGAUCGUGACCAAGCAGGGCCACGGCGCCAUGGGCAUCAGCAACUCGCUGGGCUCCAACGUGUUCGACAUCCUGCUGUGCCUCGGCCUGCCGUGGCUCGUCAAGGCGGCCUUCUUCCCCGUCGUGCCCAACGACCACGGCGUCAUCAUCAACUCCCGGGGACUGGCCUACUCGGCCAUCUCGCUGCUGUCCACGCUGUUCGCGCUGUACGCCACGUUCCUCUGCAGCCGCUUCCGGCUGGACUGGCGGGUGGGCCUCACCUGCCUGACCCUCUACGCCGCCUACCUCGUGUUCGCCUCCCUCAUCGAGCUCAACGUCUUCUUCGUCGUCAACCUGCCCACCUGCGAGGUGCCCACCUAGUCUGAUAACUCCUCUCUUUCCUGUACAUAGUGAAAUACACGUUUAUUUAUCUCUGC
Frankliniella occidentalis (western flower thrips) is the source of this 889-nucleotide messenger RNA. RefSeq names its product sodium/potassium/calcium exchanger 3-like. Gene Ontology annotation, cellular component: membrane. Gene Ontology annotation, biological process: calcium ion transmembrane transport; intracellular calcium ion homeostasis. Gene Ontology annotation, molecular function: calcium, potassium:sodium antiporter activity; calcium channel activity. The record is from RefSeq and is a predicted model, not a curated record. NCBI's taxonomy places the organism in Eukaryota, Metazoa, Arthropoda, Insecta, Thysanoptera, Thripidae.